AUGCCUCCUAAGAAAGCCACCGGUGCCGCCGCUGCCCCCAAGGACAAGAAGCCCGCCGCCGCCCCGGCUCAUGCUUCAUACAAAGAUAUGAUCAAGGACGCUAUCAUCAACGUGAGUCAAUUCCAUUUGCGACCACCUCAAUGCCGUGGGAUCCGCCUACCUCGUCGUCAGAAGGUCCACGUGAGAUUGGCGAAAGAGUCGGAACCUGUGGAAGACAUUCCCUUUCAAAAGUGUGGCAUUGCUGACGUGUCUCGGGGCAACACAGCUCAAGGAGCGAAAUGGAAGCAGGUCAGUAUCUCCCCAUACCUUGUCGCCGCCGCCGCCGCCUCAGGCCGACAAGCCAUCAAGAAGUACGUCAAGGCAAACAACAAUGUCACCAUCACAUCCGAGUCUCAAUUCGACUCCCUGUUCAACAAGGCCUUGAAGUCUGGUGUCGAGAAGGGCGACUUCCAGCAGCCCAAGGGUCCCUCGGGUCCCGUCAAGCUGGCGAAGAAGGAAGCUAAGCCUGCCGAGAAGAAGGCCGCCGCCCCCAAGGUCGGUCUCUAUCAUAAGGAGAAGAAGGAGGAGAAGCCCAAGGCUCCCAAGACCAAGACUGUUAAGCCCAAGACCGCCGCAACAAAGGUCAAGAAGGCGGCCGCUCCCAAGAAGGCCUCGACUGCCAAGCCAAAGGCCAAUACCGCCACCAAGAGAGCUCCUAAGACCAAGACGAAGACCGAGGCCGCCCCUGCCGUCACAGAUGCCCCAACAGUGCUGAAGAAGACCAAGUCAGGGCGCGUCAGCAAACAAAAGACCACGGCUGGCACGAAGAAGGCCGCUCCCAAGAAGGCAGCACCCAAGAAGAGUGCCGCCCCAAAGAAAUCCGCCACACCCAAGAAGGCUGAAACCUCUGCAUGA
This is a messenger RNA of Exophiala spinifera, 894 nucleotides long. RefSeq lists its product as uncharacterized. Lineage: Eukaryota; Fungi; Ascomycota; Eurotiomycetes; Chaetothyriales; Herpotrichiellaceae. Gene Ontology annotation, molecular function: DNA binding. The transcript has 6 exons. The coding region runs from base 1 to 894 and encodes 297 amino acids. Gene Ontology annotation, cellular component: nucleosome. Gene Ontology annotation, biological process: nucleosome assembly. The record is from RefSeq and is a predicted model, not a curated record.